CAAUUUGAAGAUUAGUGUUGGUGAAGCUGAGCCUGAGCAGGUCUCAUCUUCAUUCAUUGUCACUGAGCAACACUCUUCACAGCCAGGAAUCUCUGUGAAACUUCAACAACCAUGCACUCAUGGCAUCCAGUCAGUAGACACCUUCACUGUUGAUAACUACUUUGGUUUUGAUGAAGAAUCAGAAGAUGACCUACGGUUGUCAUUGUCUCCUGUGAAGAUGGCCACAAGCUUGAAGCCUGUUGUAUCAGUCCCAUUUGCAGUGAGCUCCACUCCAAACCUGAAACCAAGUUUCACAAGACCACAUGCUAAACCAUUUAGGUUGGUAAACAAAGGGCCAAAGACAGAAACUACUCUUAUGUCUAAGCCAGCUGUCUCAGAAAUGCCAGUUGCAUCAGAUGCUGUCAGGGGAGCUCACAACUCUUCUACUUCCGUUUUGUUCAUGGAUGAGAAUGUCCCAAUGCAGCACUUUGUGAAGCGACCACGCAGGUCCUAUGAGCGGGCCGGCAGAUUAUGUCGGCAGUCACGUUGUGAAGGGGAGGCCUUGAGUGAGAGUAAAGAAUGUAACAAGACACGAGCUAAGAGGAGUAAGAAGGCCAAAAUAAAGGAGAUUGUAAUGUCAGACCCAGACAUCAUGCCUCAUUUGCAGAUCCUGUACUGGAAUCUACAUAAACUGCAUCCAUACUUGGCUCAUCUUCCAGAAUUUCACGUCCAUUCCUCUCUUCGUCCCGUCCCUGUUCUGUCCCCAAGCAUCCAUCCAAGGUCAGACAAGACUGCAAUGCGAAAGAUGGGUUCCUCAUCUGGAGGUGGGAGCACUGCAGUGCACACACAGCAGGGCCAGGGGUUGGCAGCCCUGCUAGUAAUGAUUGCAGUACUGUGCUUCAUUCUUGCUUACUGCUGUUGGGGGGCGCCCUGUUGUCGCUCUUUCUGCCGUCGUCGCUGCUGUUCCUGUUGCUACAUCAACAGAGCGAGCAGUCAGGGAGAUAUUGAAGCACCAGCAUCUAACAUAGGGCUGAGUGUGGACCAGGGCAUGGUGGCCACCCCAACAAUAAUCUUGCUGCCUUAUGGCCGCAUGCUUGUGGUGGAUGGUUCUGUGUUUGCACAACUACAAGCAGACAGAAGUGGACUUGACCUUAUUGAGCUUGGGGAAAAUGUUGUGCAGGCCCAAGAGCGAUGCACGCCCACUGUCACGCUCAACAGCCUUGCAGACAGCAGCCCCAGUAUCCUGGAUGUGGACUCUGAGACCAACAGCAAGGAUGGCUGCAUCUCACCUACACUCAGUGGACUCCUCCCUCCAACCUAUGAAUCAAUUUUUGGAUGUGAAAGUUUUGCUGAUCUGCCACCAUCAUAUGAUGAAAUCCAAUCACAAGAGUCACCAGAAACUGUGAUUGAAGAGUACCAGCCAGGAGAAAUCCGGGAGAGUAGAGUGUGAUCAUAUAAAGUGACGGUGAUACGAGGGGGUGUGCGCAUGUGUGUAUGAGUGAAUGCCUGGCACUGGACGUGCAUGUGAUGUGCUCCGUCACAAUAUCAGUUGCUCUCCUUUUAUUCAUAACUUUUUCUGCUUUUGAAGCACUUAUUUGGUUAGGAUAGUAACUUGGUGCUUCUCUGACUUUAUUGUCAAGCAUGUGAGGGAGUUAAGUCUGUGUUAAUAGCAGGCUAUUUGAUCACUCACCUAUCUGCAAAUUAUAACUUUCAGGUCCUCUCCUACCUCAGCCAAUACUGAAAGAGCAUCGUUUGUAUGGCAUGCAACUUUGGAGAUAUAGCCACAAGCAUCUGCAAAAUUACUGGAAGACCAAAAGGCAGGAAAUGCAGAGUGCACAUGCAAAAUUGAUUCAGGUAAUUGAAGGCUGCUGCAAUAUUUCCAGUUGUCUGUUGACAUGUUCAGGCCGGGGGUGUUCAAAUGUUAAAAAUCUCCACCGUAGUAUAACGGAAGGUAAAAAUAUAUAUAUAUAUAGUUUAUCAUCAUAAACGUGUGGAUUUUUCACACACAAAAGCAGUUUCAAGAUAAAAAUGGGUUGCUUACAUUUUGAUGAUCGUUAUAUAUCGUUAAUACCACAGUUAGAAAACUUGAUCAUUGUAUCAUAGUAUAGCUAUUUACUAAUAAACACAUAUUCAUAAAGCACAGCUUUCUCAGAAAAUUACUCCCAGUGAUUCGCCUUUGUACAGUAUUUUUCAAAAUGCACCCCGAACAGAGGCCUACAUCACAUUUCUCGUAGUAAACUGUCAAGACUUGGUGGCAUUUCCUGUCUGAUGCCUGGUCCUCUAAGCAUACAUUUUGCAGUUUUGCUGUGAUUACCCAUCCAGUUUUUACUGCACUGCUGGAAUCCUGUACAGAAAAUGAUUCCUACUUCAGUGCAGUUGUGUUAUGAGUGACAACGAAAGGCUUGGUUUAUGGAUGUUCAGCAAGUCAUUUGUGAAAGCAUAACCUUGCUGUACUCUGCACUGAGAUUACAUUCAUAGGGGUUUCUCACUCAGAACUUGAUUCCAAUACUGCAGUUUCAUUUUUGCUAAUUUUUGGACGUUGAGUUUGUACUAGUACUAUGUUGGCCACUUGGCGUGAGAAGCCGUUUGGUAUUGGUACUAUAUGUAGACUGGACUUGUCAGUUUUGGUUUUAUCUCUUGUUCAUUUAUUACAAAUAAGACAGCUGAAUGGGUCUGUUGCUACAGGCGACAGCUUUUGGCUUCUACCAAGAUCAUUCAUUCUCUUGUGAUAAAACCAUUGCAGACCUUGUUUUGGUUUUAAUAUUGCUUGUGUUGCAGCCUGUUGAAGGACAUGAGGGCUGAGUUUUGUGUGCACAGUAUGACUGCUGCAUAAUACAGGGUGAUCCAACUGGUGUCCUGCAACAUGUACUGUGUGCUAUCAUAUUUAGACUCUGUAUCGUACACAGAGCUAAUACAAAAUUCUGAAGUGUGAAGAACUCUUUCAUGCUAAGGUCUUCAUGUUGGGAAGUUAGUAAAAUGCAACUUGGUUCAGCUAAUGGAUAACAGCAUGAGGGCUGCACAGAUAUGUAUUUAAGCUCUGGCUUGAUAGGAGAUAACAUGUAGAAGAUUAUAAACGUGCAUCAAGAUAUACAGAAUAAUAAUUUCCUAGAUUAAGUUUGGCUGCCCUUGUAUCCAGUUGGCACCUUCUACACACAAGCCUCAAUGUUAUCUCUUGCCAACAUAUACCACAUUAAUUACUCACUAGUGUCCACUGACCAGCAGACUACAAGAUACUACCACGCACAGUGAUCUCAGUGUAUUAACCAGCUCCACUUGUUAUGACAGGUAUACAGUCUGCCCAGCUCAACAUAAGGACAGAUCAAAAAUUUGUGAGCUGCUGCAUCAAACCAUAUUGUACCUGAUUUUAACAAAACAACCAGUGCAGAAGGGCUUCUACUACUCCGACUAAUGUGUGUUCAACUACGCUGCUUGUAUUUGUUUUACUGUUUAGGAUUGCCAGUUCUCAUAUAAUGAUUUUGAACUGGAUUACAGAUGUCGUGCCACGUACAGAUCUACAAUGGACAAUGCAGUACCUGUACUUGACGGCAUGCCCCUUAGUGUUGUCCGUUGACUGAUGGUCAGCAUAAAAACCACAUUUCACUGGCAUUGGUGUGUGGACUGGAUUAUCAUUAACUGGCACACAAUCUGAGAGAAUUGGCAAUCUUGCUACUAUGCUGCCUUAUGAAAACAUUCUAAUGAUGCUUGUAAGUAUGUGAAUUUCAUUACACAGAGCAGGACAUUAUUUGUAAAUCACAGCCAUUCAUUUGUUGAAGUAAAUCUGCAAUCUGUCAUGUAAUUCAGGUUUCGAACCAAGAAGGCUGCUGAAUUCAUUCGUUUCUGCUUUAGGUAAAAGAACUUAGUUUGGAGACGUUGGUAACCCUGCCACUCAAUUUAGUGCAUCACUGUUGUGUGCUUUUCCUUCAUGAACUUGAAGACAAAGCUACAACCACCAUACACAAUGAAUAAAGGCACCUUAACAUUUGCCAAAUUUGCUGUGUUAUAAAUAUGCCUUUCAGGUGACUUUCACCCUUAUGUUAUUAAAACGCAUAAUAAAAUCUCUAAAAACUUUA
Molecule: messenger RNA, 4049 nt
Organism: Zootermopsis nevadensis
Lineage: Eukaryota; Metazoa; Arthropoda; Insecta; Blattodea; Termopsidae
Source: RefSeq, a predicted model, not a curated record